Molecule: messenger RNA, 810 nt
Organism: Henningerozyma blattae CBS 6284
Lineage: Eukaryota; Fungi; Ascomycota; Saccharomycetes; Saccharomycetales; Saccharomycetaceae
Gene: AIM36
Product: Aim36p
Exons: 1
Coding region: 1-810 (269 amino acids)
Source: RefSeq, a predicted model, not a curated record
AUGCUAGGUAGAACAAUAUUUAGUAAGGCAUUACAACUUAAUAAAUCCUCCGUCAGUCUGGCGAAAGGAUCAAGAAACUGCAAUGUAUUUACUAACCCCUUAUUUUUGAACCGUUCACAUAAAUUUCAAAGUUUCAAGAGAUAUUCUACAAGCAAAAAUACCAACAAGAAAUCCAUAAUUGAUGAUAAUACAGUAGUGGAUCGUUUCCUUUUCUUGAAGAUAAUGUUUGUAGGGGUUGUUGGAACAGGAAUCUUUAUGGCAACAGUUAAAACAUUAAACAAGAAACCAAAAACAUCUUACUCAGAACAGGAAUAUGCAAAUGUUGUUGGUGGUUUAAGACGUAAAAUAGCAGUAUUCCCCAAUAAUGAAGUGAAUGUUCAUUUUAUUGUUGCAUCUGAUGGUAAUACCGCAAAGAUUGAUAAGAGUUUUAUUAAAGUGAUUCCCUUAGAAGUUGCCGAAUCCAUUAGGAAGGAUGAAAAUAACAAAUAUCAAGCUUUACUACAGGAAUAUUAUGAGAAAUACAAUGAUGAUACUUCAAAAUAUUUUGAAAAUUUACCCGUAGGUAUGAUGGCUAGUUUAUUGGGACAAUACUUAAAAAAUAAUAGUAAACCAGGCGAUAACAUAGCUCUUAUUGGUUACCCAUUGACUAUUAAAGAAGCAAACAUAUUUGAAAAUGAUGUUGUUGAAAUAUCUAAAUUGGUUGUUUCACAAAAAUAUCUAGAAGAUCUGGAUGCCAAUGACUUAACAGCACAAAGAAUAUUUGAUUUGGUAUCGUAUUAUGACACUGUGGGGAAAGUUGAUAUGGUUUAA